Messenger RNA from Ctenopharyngodon idella (grass carp), 774 nucleotides. RefSeq lists its product as uncharacterized. The coding region runs from base 1 to 774 and encodes 257 amino acids. Lineage: Eukaryota; Metazoa; Chordata; Actinopteri; Cypriniformes; Xenocyprididae. The transcript has 3 exons. The record is from RefSeq and is a predicted model, not a curated record.
AUGAAGACAAUAGUGCUGAUAAUACGCAACUUAUUCUUGAUAACUGCUGCACCAUUGGAUCAGCAUCAUGACAGAGAAGCCAGAUCUGCGAGUGAAGAGGAGGGGAUGCAAGCCUUGCUUAAUCAGAUGAGGGACACUCUAGCGAGUGUCAAUAAACCCCCAACCCAACUGCCCCCCACCCCACCCCACCCAAUCGCUGAUCCAACCCCAAAACCAGCAGGUCUCCAGCUACAAGAACCUUCUCCGCAGGUCCAGACAGCAUACAUCCUCAAUCCACUAUCUCCUGUUCCUGUUGGCCCUCCUGUAGACCCCAAACCAGUACAGCAACCCUCUGUGCCACAGAUUAACCUUUUCAUCUCCGGCCUUCCCCAGCAGGACAGGGCAACAGCAGCAGAACCUCCUAAACAAGCACCCUCACAGCAGCUAAUGCUGGCCAAUCCAGAGUCAAUGCCUGCUCUUCAAAAUCCUGCUCAGGUUGUGGCACUUCCGGCUCCGUACAGCUCCAUUCUGCCUCAGAAUGCCAUAGUAAUGCCAUUCAGCAUUCCCUCUCAGGGAUAUCCACACAUGAUCGGUCCUGCUUUCUUCGGCCCAGAGACUAACCCAUACUUUCAGCCUGUAAAUCCUCUUCUAGGUUCUCAAACUUUUGGUCCGUACCCUUUUUAUCCACAGAUGUAUCCUCCUAAUCCCUAUUUUAACUAUGGUAUGCCUAAUGUGGCGGUAACACCCUCCAUCAUACUCAGGGAGCGUGGGCAGACACUUACUACACAGGGGUAA